UAAGUCGAGGAUAGAACGUAACCUUCAAGUACGGGGACACCUGAACAAGCUAACUCACCUGUAGCGACGUCAUUGCUGUUUUUGUGGAGUGUGUGGGCUUGGGGUGAAAAAGAACGGACACGCACAGAGAAGAAAAACGGGAUAGAAGACUGAAACUGCGGAGGUACAAAGUUUGUUGUAGAGGUGGAGAACAGAAAGGAGGGAGGACUGCGGGAAGAAAGAGAGGGGAACGAUCCUUCCCGUUUUGUUUCUUUCACGAGGGGAAGGUAUAUUUUUGAAGUACUUUUUUCACCAGUUUACCUGGAGCGUAUUGAUUCUACAGAAACUUGACCGAAGAGGACAGUUUAACCGUAAAAAAACGACCAUGCCGCGAGCCUUCCUGGUAAAGAAGGCGAGAUACUCGCCCUAUAAGCGGAACUGGAGCGAGCUGCCAGACGACGAGCGCGGGGACGUAUAUAUACCAGUGUCUGUCUUCCCCGUGCCCUUAUUGGAGGAAACUGAAGCCAGUCCAGCAGAGACCGCCCCCUGUCUCGCCACGACAACGCACUACGAAUACACCAAAUACACACAGUCACACUCAGUGCGCAGCGUGAUGACCCCUACAGCGGAGAUGCCCUCGUGCACGGUGCUGGGUCGACCCCAGAGCCCUGGUCGGGAGUUAGAGGGCACAGGAUUAGAGGUGAAGAGGAGGGCACAGAGCAGCACCUAUGUCCGCUCCAAAAUCAAGGUGACUACAGGUGAGCUACCCAGUGAGAUUCCAAUACCUCCCCAGCCUCCCGUCCCCGAAAUCACCACCACACCUGUUUCCUUGACGACGUCCCCUACUGCCCUGGUCUCCACAGUAACGAAGUCAGGGACAGGUGCUCAAGCGUCGUUCGUGUGCAAGAUGUGCCAGAAGGUGUUCCAGUACCAGAGGAUGUUGAACCGGCACCUGAAGUGUCACAGUGAUACUAAGAAACACCUGUGUAACCACUGUGGUAAAGGAUUCAACGACACCUUCGACCUGAAGAGACACGUCAGAACACACACAGGAGUGCGUCCCUACAAGUGUUCUCUCUGUGACAAGGCCUUCACCCAGCGCUGCUCUCUAGAGUCUCACAUGAAGAAGAUCCACGGUGUGACCCUGCAGUACGCCUAUAAGGAGAGACGCAACAAACUCUACGUCUGUGAGGAGUGUGGCCACACCGCCCCUUCCCAGGAUACACUGCUCAAACACUACCACGCCCUCCACCCCAACUCCGCCUUCCUGAGGGGGAAGGGGCUGAAAGGGGGGAGAGGGGCAGGGGGGGAGGAGUCAAUGCCUGGGUCGCCGCUUUCGAAUGAUCAGGAUAGUGAUGAUACUACAGGGUCGGGGGUGCAGUAG
This is a messenger RNA of Salvelinus namaycush (lake trout), 1363 nucleotides long. Its product is annotated as putative transcription factor Ovo-like 1. The transcript is spliced from 5 exons. Gene Ontology annotation, molecular function: DNA-binding transcription factor activity, RNA polymerase II-specific; RNA polymerase II cis-regulatory region sequence-specific DNA binding. The record is from RefSeq and is a predicted model, not a curated record. Gene Ontology annotation, biological process: epidermal cell differentiation; regulation of transcription by RNA polymerase II. NCBI's taxonomy places the organism in Eukaryota, Metazoa, Chordata, Actinopteri, Salmoniformes, Salmonidae. Gene Ontology annotation, cellular component: nucleus. Bases 365 to 1363 code for a protein of 332 amino acids.